This is a messenger RNA of Nomascus leucogenys (northern white-cheeked gibbon), 1089 nucleotides long. RefSeq names its product 60S ribosomal protein L10-like. Gene Ontology annotation, cellular component: ribosome; cytosolic large ribosomal subunit. The transcript has a single exon. Lineage: Eukaryota; Metazoa; Chordata; Mammalia; Primates; Hylobatidae. The record is from RefSeq and is a predicted model, not a curated record. Gene Ontology annotation, molecular function: structural constituent of ribosome. The coding region runs from base 615 to 1070 and encodes 151 amino acids. Gene Ontology annotation, biological process: ribosomal large subunit assembly; translation.
UGGUCUCAAACUCCUGGCCUCAAGUGAUCCUCCUGCCUUGGCCUCCCAAAGUGUUGGGAUUUCAGGAAUGAGUCACCACUGUCUGGCCCAUUUUCAUUUUCUAUAAAGCAAGGUUAUCUACCAAAACUUAUGUCCGUUUUUUCAGUAUACUGGGGAGUCUCUCUAAAGAUAAAUUAACAUACCCUGUACACAUCUAUCUAUAUGAUAAAAGAUGCUUUUUAGUCAGGUAUUAUGUUUCUGUUAGAUGUAGUUUGGCUGGUAUGGGUCACAUUCCAGCAUGAUGUGAAGUAAGGAGCUACGCAUGGGGUAUUUCGAAAAGUGGGUAAAACAAAAGUCACACUGGGAAUAACGAGAGGGGAAGUUUCAAGGUCAGGUCAAAUUUAUAUGUGAAGGCCCAGAAGCCCAGGAGUGCUAAUCAAUUUUAAAGUAGUGGUUGGCUACCAAACCAUUUACACUUCUAACACUAUUAUUAGUAAAAUCUCUCAUUCUAGUAGGGAUUGGGUGUAUGUGUGUUUUAAAAAACACCCUGCUGCAGCCUAUUAAGCCGACUGAGUUCCUUUCCUCAUGGGGGCCCAGUGUGCAAUGGCUACAAACAGCAGCUUCCUUGGUAGUGUAUGCAGCCUGUUUGUUGUAUCGGUUGCUCUAAGGGACCUUGGAGACAGUCCUUUCAGAUGGAUGUACAUGUUUCUGACCUUGCACUACCCCAGUGUAGGCUUCAAACAGGCAUGCGAGGUGCCUUUGGAAAGCCCCAGGGCACUGUGGCCAGGGUUCACAUUGGCCAAGUUAUCAUGUCCAUCCGCACCAAGCUGCAGAACAAGGAGAAUGUGAUUGAGGUCCUGCGCAGGGCCAAGUUCAAGUUUCCGGGCCACCAGAAGAUCCACAUCUCAAAGAAGUGGGGCUUCACCAAGUUCAAUGCCAAUGAGUUUGAAGACAGGGUGGCUGAGAAGCGGCUCAUCCCAGAUGGGUGUGGGGUCAACUACAUUCCCAACCAUGGCCCUCUGGACAAGUGGCGGGGCCCUGCAUUCAUGAGGGCUUCCACUGUGCUGCCCCCUCUUAAUACUCACCAAUAAAUUCUACUUCCUGUCCACC